UUUCAACUCAAGAGAAGAGAUUGUGUUGGGAGUAAUUCUUACUCAACUUAUUGGGAGUGAUUCUAACUGAACGGAAGAGAUUCUGUUGAGAGUGAUUCUAACUCAACGGAAGAGAUUGUGUUAGGAGUACUUCUAAUUGAACAGAAGAGGAGAGAUUGUGUUAGGAGUACUUCUAAUUGAACAGAAGAGGAGAGAUUGUGUUGGGAGUAAUUCUAACUGGACGGAAGAGGAGAGAUUGUGUUGGGAGUAAUUCUAACUGGACGGAAGAGGAGAGAUUGUGUUGGGAGUAAUUCUAAUUGAACGGAAGAUAAGUGAUUGUGUUGGGAGUAAUUCUAAUUGAACGGAAGACGAGAGAUUGUAUUGAGAGUAAUUGAUUGAGAAACAGAUUGAAAUACGUUAAAUUGGUCCAAUUUUGAUGUUUGAUUGUUAAUAUUCAUGGAACAGGAAAACUGGUAAUAAGGACUUCCGUGGAGAUAGUUGAUUGUUGUUCUCCGUCAGAUAUACAGGAAUUUGGAUAGAGAUGUAAAAGGGAUUGUCUUCCGGUCAGGGAAACAUCUUAGGAGAGCAAUUGAAUAGUUGGACAUUAGGUGGAGGUAAUCCUAAAUCAAGAGAAAUAUUGAAUCAUGUGAUCGUGGAAUUUGUGAACCAGUCAAAAUGAUGUUUUCUGGUUUGGUUGAGUUUGUGAUGUCAUAAGAGUUAUGUUCGCCUGUGAGAAUAACUCUUUAUGCCACAAACUAACAGUUUGCCCAGCAAGAUGGUCGGCAACAGUGGGGGCGUUAAACGUGCUUCACGUACUACCAACCGAGCUGUAACAAUACCAUUAGAUACUAUGAAACAUGCCAACUGCAUUGAUCCUAAAGAGAGGCUUUUCUUAGACGCUGCUGAAAAGGGAGAUAAACACACGAUGAUGCGAUUACUUCAGGGCAGUAAUCCCGUAAAUGUAAACUGUACUAACAUGCUGGGUAGGUCAGCCAUUCAAAUCGCCGUCGACAACGAAAAUACCGAAAUUGUUGAGUUAUUAUUAAAGGAGGAUGGUGUGCGUAUCGGUGAUGCAUUGCUGUACGCAAUUCGCGAAGGUGUUUAUAGGAUUGUUGAAAUGAUUAUCGAACAUCCCACAAUUCAACGGGAUAUGUUAGGCACGGAGUGGUCGAAAACACGACACAUGGACGAAGAAAGUUUUGAUUACUCUCCAGAUAUUUCACCUGUUAUUUUAGCGGCACAUUGUAAUCAGUUUGAAAUUUUACAGCUUUUGUUGUUGCACGGGGCCACGAUUGAUAGGCCACAUCAGUUAUCCUGCUCGUGUAAACGGUGCCAGGCACAGGUGCAUGCCGACAGUUUACGGCACUCCUUGCUGAGAAUCAACACAUAUCGUGCUUUAGCCAGUCCGGCUUGGAUCUCACUGACAAGUCCAGAUCCAGUUUUAGCGGCUUUCAAAUUAUCAUGGGAAUUAGAAAAAUUAGCACUACGAGAGAACGAAUUUAAAGACUCCUACCUCCAGUUGGGGCAUCAGGUGAAGAAGUAUGCGUGUGAUUUGUUGGGUCAGUGUCGAAGUAGCGAGGAAGUUAUCGCUGUUUUAAAUAAAACAAACGAUUCUGACGCAGAAGAUGAAGAAGAACAAGAUGGAGACAAGUUAACAUUAUCAAGAUUAAAACUGGCUUUAAAAUAUGAACAAAAACAGUUUGUAGCUCACCCUCACUGCCAGCAACUACUAACAUCGAUAUGGUAUGAAGGAUUACCGGGAUGGAGAAAACGAAAUGGUUUUACCAAAUUCUUAAUCUGCACAGGCCUCAUCCUCUUACUGCCCUUCAUGUCUGUUUAUUACUGGAUAUUCCCACGUAGUAAAAUAGGUCAGUUGUUACGCAGUCCGUUCAUGAAGUUCCUGUAUCACAGUGCAUCAUUUGGCGUAUUUCUGUUUCUGUUGGUGUGUGCUUCAACGGACAUCAGCAACGCCCCCCGACGUGAGAUGUUCCGCGGACCUGCUCCAUCAGAAUUAGAAUGGUUAAUUGUAUUGUGGGUAACUGGGUUUAUUUGGGGUGAGUGUAAACAGUUGUGGGAAGAAGGUUUACGGGCUUAUAUCAGACAAUGGUGGAACUGGUUAGAUUUCAUCAUGUUGUCGUUAUAUCUAGCGACCUUCUCCCUACGAUUCGUUGCUUAUCUACAAAUAGAAUCUGGCCUUUAUGGACCCCGUGAAAUGGCAAGAAAGGACUGGCCCACUAACGACCCUACGUUGAUCUCAGAAGGAUUAUUUGCCGUAGCAAAUAUAUUUAGUUUCGCCCGUAUUAUAUUUUUGUUUCAAGCUAAUCAGCAUUUAGGACCGUUGCAGAUUUCUCUCGGCUGUAUGUUGAUAGACAUUGUUAAGUUUUUGUUUAUAUUUUUUCUGGUGUUGACAUCAUUCGCGUGUGGAUUAAACCAGUUGUAUUAUUAUUAUAAACCGACACAGACGGAUGAGAAUGAUUCUUUCUUUACGUUAGGUGCUAGUUACAUGACUUUAUUUUGGUCCAUGUUUAGUUUGACUCCGCCCAAAGAAAUAGAAAUUAAAGAUGGUCAUAAUUUUACGAUGAUGAUAGGAGAGUUUAUGUUCAUGGCUUAUCACGGAAUGGCGAUUAUUGUUCUGUUAAACAUGUUAAUAGCCAUGAUGUCCAGUUCCUUUCAAGAUAUAGAGAAUCAUUGCGAUAUGGAGUGGAAGUUUUCCCGUUCAAAACUGUGGAUUGGUUAUUUUGACGAGGGUUCAACCCUGCCGCCACCUUUCAAUCUGUUUAUCAGUCCCAAGUCUAUCUACUAUCUUUACUGUCGCUUUAAGCGAUGUUUUUGUAGCUGUUUUUAUCGGAAUCAGACUAGCGGCGGACCCAACCGUAAAACAUCUGAGGGAACUAUUCGGUCUCGUCGAACUGUGGAACCAUCAGAUAAUUAUAUAUUUAAGGUGAGAAUCUGUUCAUUGAUACAUGUCUAAUAUAAGGUCUUCAAGUCCAUAUAAGGGCAUCACAUCUAUA
This is a messenger RNA of Patella vulgata (common limpet), 2990 nucleotides long. Its product is annotated as transient-receptor-potential-like protein. NCBI's taxonomy places the organism in Eukaryota, Metazoa, Mollusca, Gastropoda, Patellidae. The record is from RefSeq and is a predicted model, not a curated record. Bases 725 to 2950 code for a protein of 741 amino acids. The transcript has 8 exons. Gene Ontology annotation, molecular function: store-operated calcium channel activity; inositol 1,4,5 trisphosphate binding; protein binding. Gene Ontology annotation, biological process: calcium ion transmembrane transport; regulation of cytosolic calcium ion concentration; manganese ion transport. Gene Ontology annotation, cellular component: membrane; cation channel complex.